AUGUGGACCGAAGAGGAGCACGCGCGCUUCCUCGACGGGGUCAAGCUCUUUUCGAGCGGACCUUGGAAACGCGUAGCUGCUUACGUGGGCACGCGGAACGUGCGUCAAACCAUGACACACGCUCAGAAGUACCGCCUUAAAGCUGCACGGCGACUCCGUGAGGCCCAACGCAAGCAAGCGACGACUCGAUAUGGACUCCGCGCUUUUCAACUUGACAGUACGAUCAAAUCUUCAUCACCUACUCGACAAUCACUACGGAGCCCGUCAUCUUCUGGUAAAGGCCUCGGUCUCGGGUCGUUUACAAAGAUGCGGUUGCCUUGCAGCUGCCCCGAGAAGGACUGUUCGCACACGCCGGACGAGAGCAAGAUCUACAUGUCCAUUGCAGACGCCAUGGAGAUCCUCGACUCCAAGGCACCGUUUCUCGCAGGCUCGCCCGUCUCAACCGAUGACGCCUUCAGCAACUCAUGGCUGGACAUUGGCAAGCUGGACCCGGUCGUGAGUCUCGAGGCAUUUGGCAGCAGCGAACUCAUUCCCCUGGACGCUUCAGCUGGCGACUCCGUGGCGUUUCCAACGCUGGAAGACUGUGCCAGCGAAUUGCUGGAACUGCUCUUUUGA
Messenger RNA from Peronospora matthiolae, 615 nucleotides. NCBI's taxonomy places the organism in Eukaryota, Oomycota, Peronosporomycetes, Peronosporales, Peronosporaceae. The record is from the annotation of a GenBank genome assembly.